AUGACAAACAAUGUAACUGCUCCCCAGCGACGCCGGGAGCAGCGCCAAGACGCUGGCAGAGGUGACAUGCUUCUUGCAAAGCUGCGCGUCAACGCUCAGUCGACGCCGCAGAGUCAUUCAGGAACUCAUCGACGAGUUUUAUACCGGCCUCUCCUCCGCACCACUGGGACUCACACCAUUGUGAACGUCAUUUUGUGCCUUGGAAGAGAAGUACCCGCGCUCUUGCGGUGCGAUGCCCCCUGCAUUACCAUCCACACCCCCGCGUCAUUGCAGCGUCGGGUUGCCUUGCUUGCCAAGCCGCAAGGAGGCCUCGACAUUGGCGGUAUGCUCGGCGAAGCGUAG
Trypanosoma rangeli is the source of this 342-nucleotide messenger RNA. RefSeq lists its product as uncharacterized. The transcript has a single exon. NCBI's taxonomy places the organism in Eukaryota, Euglenozoa, Kinetoplastea, Trypanosomatida, Trypanosomatidae. The coding region runs from base 1 to 342 and encodes 113 amino acids. The record is from RefSeq and is a predicted model, not a curated record.